This is a messenger RNA of Nematocida homosporus, 561 nucleotides long. RefSeq lists its product as uncharacterized. The record is from RefSeq and is a predicted model, not a curated record. The coding region runs from base 1 to 561 and encodes 186 amino acids. Lineage: Eukaryota; Fungi; Microsporidia. The transcript has a single exon.
AUGACUGAAAAGGAGAAGAUGAUAAACAAGCUUAGUAAUACUAAAUCCUUCUUAGAAGGAAAUACUAAUUCUAACUCUAAUUCAACCACAACACCUCUAAAUAACAAUUCAACAACUUUAGAUAACAAUUUAAUUCCAUCUGAAUCUACCACCUCAACUCAAUCUACCAAUCAAUCUACUACCAACCCAUCUGAAUCUACUACCAACUCAACUCAAUCAGAACCUCUACUAAAGAAGAUAGAACAACCAGAAGAAGACUUACUAUUUAGUGAGAGAUGUACUCUUUAUAAGAAAGAGGGUAGUAAUUGGGAAGAGAAGAGUAUAGGUACUGUUUUAGGCAAGCAAAUAGAAGGAAAAGGAGUUCAAGUCUUGUUUGCUAUGGAUAACACUAGAAAUAUCCUUAAUGUGCUUAUCAGUAAGAAAGACUGUUUUAAGCAGAACAAAGGCAAUAUAGUCUUUUUAGGGAUUAAUGAGGGUGAAAUGGGUAUGUACUGUUUAGUCAUUAAGAAUGAACAGAAGUCGGCUGAGAUAGUAGCAGCUGUGCAUACUCAUUGUGCUUAG